CUUCAUCUAAUGUAAUCAGUAUAGUACAGUUUUUUCAAGAUUUCACAAAUUCAAAAUAGUAGCUGAUGCAUCAAGGAAUUGAUCGCUAUUGGAAAAACUCAAAUAGUUUACUUUUUAAGUACUUAUUCAGUUUUUAAUCUGUGGAAUAUGCAACCAUAUAUACAAUCGUAUAAAUAUAAACAACACCUGGUACACACCUGUUUUUCCACCUACUUUUUCAGUUUACGUUAACGCUCACUUCACGAGAUCAAAUAAACUUAGCGCAACUUGUAGUGUUCUUUGUUUGUAUGUGAUACAUUUUUUGUAUUUGUUUGAAAUGGGGAACUCGUAAUCCUCUGAAGCUGGAAAGCAUACAUUUUGAUAGAGGUCAGCAAUACUUUACUAACUUAUUUUUUUAAUUUACCUUAUAAGGAAUCUUGGAAAGAUCAGUUAUUAUUACAAGUAAUUAGUGCAUCAGUAAUUAUAUGCAGGUUUUUCCCGGGCACAUGUGGUUUAUGAAAUUGUAAUAUUUGUAUGUACCACCUCUCUAUGAAGGGACGAUUUCGUACAAAUAAAAAUGUUAUCUCUAAAAAUGGGUAAUGUCCUUACACUAUGGACCUUUUUGGGAAUCUUAUUAUGCAUUAAUGCAAGAGUUGACAAAUGUGGUACUUUACUCCUUGAUGGUUGUUUCUGUGGACAGCAGUACCAUGAUGAUCAAAUUUAUUUCAUUGUCAACUGCACAGGUUUAGGAUUUAGGAACACAGAUGUUCUGAAAUUGUUGCCAGAAGAAACAGAGAUGCUUGUUUUUACUGGAAAUCAUAUUAGUACUUUACCUACUAAUCUGUUUGGGGAAGAGAACAACUUGAAGAGAUUGAAGAUCAUAGAUAUGUCAAAUAACGGAAUUCAUGACAUAAAAGGCAAGGCAUUCCAUCAUGUACCAAAUGUAACCAGGCUACUUUUAAAUCACAACAAUAUUUCAAUUUCCUCUGAUGAUGAGCAUAAUUUUCAUCAUCCUCGAGUGUUCUCCAAUCUUUACAACUUGCAGGAGUUGCAUCUUACCAAUGCUUUCCAGGACAAUACUGGAGCUGCGUUGGCAGAUGAUCUUCACGAUAUUUUUGUAAAUAGUAAUUUGACGAAACUUUACAAAUUGCAUUUGGAACAAAAUGAGAUCAAAGGUUUCAAGGACGAAAGAGUGUUUUGUGAUUUGCCCGAACUUCAUGAUAUUUAUCUAGGUGACAACAACAUUCCCAGUUUGAAUUUUGAUAUACAAUGCCUGCCCAAGCUUAGAUAUCUCGAUCUUGAGAACAACAAUAUUACUUCGUUUUCGAAAAAAGAUUUGGCAACUUUUGAUCGAAAGGUACCUCCAUUCCGUCAAGCAUCUUUGAUUAUCGACAUCGCUGGAAAUCCGUUUAAAUGCGGAGAUGCUGUACGAGAAUUGUAUCAGUGGUUGAAAACGACUAAUGUCACUGUCAGACACCCAGAAAAGUUAGUAUGGACAAUAUGAUUGCAGUGUUUACAAACUAAACAUGGGAACAACUAUCUCCUUAAUUUAAUGACUUUGGCAGAGACGAAGAGCGCGAAGGUAUCCAAAGCAUUGAAGGUACUCUUGGUGAUUUUGGUAGUCAUCCUGGUGACACUGAUAUGCGCCUACGUAUAUUUGAAGAAAGAAAGUGUUAAGAACAGAUUGAAUCCUUUAUUGGAAGCUGUUACAAGAAAAGUUCAAUAUACAACGAUAGAAAGUCAAGAAGUAUGAGCCAUAUUUCUGCUAAAAUGCAGAUUUUACUGACGGAACAACUCCCUCCAUUUUUGUGAUAUGACUGACAAUACAUCCGUAAUCUUGAUAUCAUAUUUGAUAUGAAUGUAGUAUUUUGGGAAGUAUUAGUGAGAAAGAAAAAAUAAGUUUAUAUCCGAGCAAAUGUUAUUUGACUUUUUUGUUAGGUUUAGUUUGAUAGAUUUGACUAAUGUUCCUUUUUUCAGUCUUAUUUUUAUUAUUGUCAUUAAUCCUACUAGUCAACAAUGACUUAUCUAUCCAAAGUACUAUUUAAGCUAAACUGAAACGAAAUCAGUCACAGAACAAAUCAAAAAACUAUUUUUAGAUGAAAAUAUCUGAAGUUUUUUCGCAUUUUUAUUGUAAAAUUCAAUGUCGAUUGAGGUGACAAAAGCGCCAUUUUUUACACUCUAAGGACGGGGAGCACAAACCACCAAAAGAUAUUAAAUUUGUGACUAGUUGUUCCGUAAACCAAUGUAGCAGAACUAUGUAGCUUUAGCAUUGAAAAAAAACAUCAUUCACAAUCAGAUCACUAGACAAUCAUAUUAGACGAAAAUUCCCUGUAGUUUGCGAAAUAAUUGCAAAGUCUGGUUUUAUUGAUGCAAGUUGUUCAAAUGGGUAUUUGAAACAUGGACGCAUAAAAUGGGUACACCAAUUUUUGUGUGAAAACUUUUAAUUCAACAACAAAGAAUGAGAAAACCCAUUUUUUGGGAUUCAGUCGAAAGUGUUGGGAGGAACAAAAAAACUCUUCAAAUAAGAUUGUUAGGUAUUUAUGAGAACUACAGAAUGAGAACACACGUAAAAAUAUACCACGAAUAGUAAAAAAGUUAUGAUCGAAAACCGAGCCAAAAUGCAGGUUUCGCCACUUGUUGCUAAUUCGACGAUAAUUUCACGCAGCUACUUGAAAUUCUUUAUAUCCGUAGGCUUCAUACUUCUAAAUAACCACAUCAAAAUUGGAGUCGAUUGGUCAAGUAGUGUUUGAUAAUUUCCAAUUGUUUAUCCCAAAACACCUGUCUUCCGGCCAUCACUACUAGUUUACUGAACCAUAUAUAGGGUUCGUUCAAGGGCAUUUUAUGAUUCACAUCGGCAAGGUGAAUCCGUGUACUUUGCUAUAAAAUGCCCUUUGAACGAACCCUGUAUAUUGCUCUGUAAACUAGUAGUGAUGGCCGGAAGACAGGUGUUUUGGGAUGAACAAUUAGAGAUUCUCAAAAACUACUUGACCAAUCGACUCCAAUUUUGUUGUGGUUAUUUAGAAGUAUGAAGCCUACGGAUUUGAAGAACUUCAAGCAGCUGCAUUUUGCCUCGUUUUUCGGCCAUAGCAUUUUUGCUAUUAGUCGGAUCAUUCUACGUGUAGUCUCAUUUUGUAGGUCUCAUAAAUACCUAAAAAUCUUAUUUGAAGAUUUUUUUCGUUCCUGCCAACACUUUGAAUUGAAUACCAAAAAACACGUUUUCUCAUUCUUUGUUGUCGAAAAAAAGUUUUCCCACAAAAAUUGGUGUACCAAUUUGCUAAUACGAUUAGAAUACACCUAAAGAUGUUAUCAGUUUCAUACAUUUUCAGCAGUACACUCAUUUAGUUUUGAAUUCUCUUGGUUGGUGCUCGCCGCUCUAAGCCGUUUUAUAUUAUCGUACUUUUUACAAGAAAUGAUAUUUUUGCACAGUAUGAAUGUAUUGUAAAUAAGAUUAAGUAAUUUACUAAUUUUUUACAAUUAAAUUAUAUUUUAA
Molecule: messenger RNA, 3469 nt
Organism: Acanthoscelides obtectus
Lineage: Eukaryota; Metazoa; Arthropoda; Insecta; Coleoptera; Chrysomelidae
Source: the annotation of a GenBank genome assembly